AUGCUGAAAGCACCCUCUUCCGACAAGAUCCCCACCGCGCGUUCGCCGUCCAAAGUACAAUUCAGUAUCAGCCCUGCUCCAACCAGCCCUAUCAAACCCUCGUUUCAAUGCGUCAAAUCGCUCGAGCAUUCCAUCCACACUCUUCUUGAUUCCCCCAUCUCGCCAAUCUCCCGCGCAUCACCCUUCCGUCAGGUGACUUAUUGGGCAGAUCUUGGGAUCAUCAGCUCUACAUGUGCAUUAGUUGGGUUCAGGUCGGCUGCAUUGUGGUUAGCGUGGGGCGUCCCAUUCGCACAUCUCUCGCUAUCGUUUGAAGAGCAAACAUCCAGUGAGAGGCGCGAGUACCACGUGAGGAGAAUAUGGAUGCCCCUCGUUUGGCUUGCUCUCCACAGCCUCAUCCACCUCGCGCUUGCCCUCGCCGAUCGAAGUCUCUCGCACCAAUUCUCGUUCGAUACCAUGUCAAGGGAUGCGUUCCUGAUGAUUGUCCUCGCAUGCGCUGUGGCGACACGCCUGGUUUACUAUUAUCAAACUCUCCAAACUCUUCCAAUACCAGUACCACCGCCCUCUGAGAAAGCCAAGAGAACGAACAAGCUGAAGGAGGCCAAAGCAGCGAGGCGCAUUAACAAUGAAGAAGAUAAGCGUUGGGAACAUGCCAGGAGGCGAACGAUCCAGGGAUACGAAAGCCGCCCCAGCCUCGAACCGGUCCAGAACAACCUCCGCAACACAUCGGUUCUUCCGACGCUGCCUCAACCACCGGUGUGGAAGUUAAUAAUGCAGCUAUUGGGUAUGGAUCUCAUCGGGGAUAGUUGGAACGCAAAUGGUGACGGUCAGGCCGAUACACACAGUCACCCCGCAAUGUAG
Messenger RNA from Dacryopinax primogenitus, 858 nucleotides. RefSeq lists its product as uncharacterized. The transcript has a single exon. The record is from RefSeq and is a predicted model, not a curated record. The coding region runs from base 1 to 858 and encodes 285 amino acids. Lineage: Eukaryota; Fungi; Basidiomycota; Dacrymycetes; Dacrymycetales; Dacrymycetaceae.